GUCAUUUCUCUGACGCUUUUUUUUGCGAACAUUUCCUCAUCUUCACUCGACUUUAAACAACGUAAUAGUUGUUCAGUGUUCUGUACUGCGUAGCACACUACUGUUCGUAAGUUUUGAUUUCCUUCAGUUUAUCGGUAGCUUCAGGAAAUGACACUUUAAGAUACUUUUUUAAUCACGUUCUCUUCUCUAGUUAAACGAGGGGAUUAACAACGUCAGUGGAUAACAGUGAGGUUUUGCCCAUAAAUAUGGCAUCAAAGUCAAGCAUAGACCAUGCGGUGAUUCCUAUGACAGCUUUAAACUGCAAUUUCCGGAAGAAACUGGGACUGUAUUUAAAUCCACAAAACACAGUGGCAGCAGACUGGAGGACAGUCGCCGAAAUGAUGGACUUUACCUACCUGGAGAUCAAAAAUUUCGAGAAAAGGGACUAUCCCUUUGAAAAGGUUUUAACGGAGUGGGAAACUCGUCCAGAGGCCACAGUAGCAAAUUUACUGUCGAUUUUAGAAAAAGCCGAAAGGAAAGAUGUUAUAUCAGACCUCAAAGAGAUUAUAGAUGAUGACUGCAGGAAGUAUUUGGAAAGACAACUGAGGAAGCCCGUCCAGGUUCCAGUGGUGGACAGCUGCGGGCCCCGCACACAGGAGCGAGAAGGCAUCACGCUGUUUGAUGAUCCACAAGGACUAAUACCGGAGACCUUUGAUGCCUUCAUCUGCUACUGUCAGAAUGACUUCCAGUUUGUCCAUGAGAUGAUCAAACAGUUGGAACAGACUGAAUACAACCUGAAGCUGUGUGUCUUUGACCGAGACGUCCUUCCUGGCACGUGUGUGUGGACCAUCGCCAGUGAGCUCAUAGAAAAAAGGUGUAAGAGGAUGGUGGUGGUCAUUUCUGACGACUAUCUGGACAGUGAUGCCUGUGACUUUCAGACUAAGUUUGCACUUAGCCUUUGCCCAGGAGCUCGCACUAAACGUCUAAUCCCUGUUGUCUACAAAACCAUGAAGAAGCCUUUUCCCAGCAUCCUCCGUUUUCUGACCAUCUGUGAUUACACCAGACCCUGCACACAGACCUGGUUCUGGACCCGGCUGGCCAAGGCGCUCGCACUCCCCUGAACAUUUCUAUAGCCGCCAAUAACGGUUUAUUAUACAGUCAUCACUAGGUAAAGCACACUAUUCCCUAUGGAGGAUGAAGGGAAAAUACCUUCUGUGAUUUCUGCUCGCUUGGAGGGUUUCUCAGACUCAGUAGUGAGUCCAGCUUUUGGACAUUUCAAGAAAGGUACUUCUAGAUCUGCCCCAAUCAAAAGGUUGCUCAUUUAGUUUCUUUUUCUUGUCUUGUUUGCAAUGUGCAGAAGUCUUUAUUUUGUAUUUUGCUCUUUAUGGCAAGUGUUUUGGCAGGUGAAAUCUGAAUGUGCAUAAUGUAUUUAAUGAUUUGCUAUCAUUAAACUUUCUUGCGGUGAUGGUACACUCUUAAAAAUAAAUGUUCCAAAAUGGCGUUUUCACGGCGAUGCCAGAGAAGAACCAUUUUGGGUUCCUCAAAGAACCUUUCAGAACCUUCUGAAGUGGAUGUUAAAGAUUCUUCAUGCACCAUCAAUGUCAUUUUUAGAACCUUUCUUUUUAAAAGUGUUUAGUACUAUAAGAAACAUUGAUGUUUUAAUGUACUUUUAAUCUGUCUUUCAUACUGCCAGUGCCUUUUGUGUUAUAAAAUAUUAAUGUGAAAUAUAUUUGUGGAUACCAUGUUUGUUCUGCUAUUUGCCAUGAACGUUAUUACUCUGCAUUUCUUGGUAAGUUCACAGAUUAAUACAGAUUCACUGUCACAAUCUUUAUCUCGGUUACGCAGUCAUAGUUGGUUAACCUUGCUUUUACGUCUUGAAUACCUCAGUCUUCCUGUGACGACAUGUGUUCAUCUGCACAGAAAAGAUAAUGGCUUUUGAUCUGGUAGAUCAGACCUUAUUAUUGUUUCAAUUCUUUUCAAUGUUUUAACAAUUUAUGUAGCUGGCUUUGAAUUUAUUUGCAUUGUUGCUUGUGUCGCAUAACUUGAAAAGCUAUACAGGUCUUUUUAAUCAUUUUUAUAUGCAAACAACACAACUUUUUCCUGUACUCACAGUUAAUUUGGCUGCAAUGCAUAUUAUUUGCUUUAAUAGCAAAAAGCUUAUAUUUCAUACAGUAGGUCAUUCAUGUGUAUACAGAUGGAAGUGCGUAUGUAUAGAUGUAUUUAGAUCAAGUUGCCACAUUUACCGCACUUCCUGUUAGUGGAAACUGUUUCUACUGAAGCAGCGACAAAUGCAUUCUUGUGAAGCUGAUUAGAAAGCCAACAGGAGUAACCUCUGCACUGGAGCAAACCUUGCAGAUUUUAUGAUAGGAACUUUUUUAAAUGUGUGGCGUGGGUGGGAGUGGAUACGUGGGCACGUCUUUCCACUGUUUUCUAAGGUUACGAGACAUAAAUAUUAUUUUUAUUUUAUUUUUUCACUUCUAACAUGGAAUUCAUUAAAAUAUUCUUGGGAA
Megalobrama amblycephala (Wuchang bream) is the source of this 2489-nucleotide messenger RNA. It is a transcript of the gene myd88, whose product is annotated as MYD88 innate immune signal transduction adaptor. Gene Ontology annotation, biological process: MyD88-dependent toll-like receptor signaling pathway; positive regulation of canonical NF-kappaB signal transduction. Gene Ontology annotation, molecular function: TIR domain binding. NCBI's taxonomy places the organism in Eukaryota, Metazoa, Chordata, Actinopteri, Cypriniformes, Xenocyprididae. The transcript has 5 exons. Bases 246 to 1100 code for a protein of 284 amino acids. The record is from RefSeq and is a predicted model, not a curated record.